AAUCGCCAACACUCUCGGCCCAGCCGAGCCGGCGCUUGUGUGGCCGGUGGCUGCCGAGGGAGACCCCAGCGAGCCGCGGCGCCCUGGGAUCGGGGACCUGUGCGGCUCGGGAACGCGCCCUGUCGCUAUUGUGUCGGCGGCCGCACGGGCUCGCGCCGUCCAGACGGCGAUUCCCCUCCUCUUCCUCCGGGAGGGAAGGCUCCUACAGUGCCGAGCUGGGCUGGCUGGAGGAGGUGUCCGCUGAGGCGGAGGGAGGAGCGUUACUCCCCGGCAGCUCUGCUUCUCCUCCGGCGGUGGUUGCGGCUGCCUUGGGUUCAGAGCAGCAUCGGGACGCGGGUUUCUGGCCAUGGAGAGGAGAUCUGCUCGCGGGGACGCCAGGAGCUCCGCUCCCGCUCCUCGGGCCACCGCGUAGACACCUGAGUGUCUACCGACGCCAGGAGGGGGAGGGGAAGGACAGAAACUUAAGGUUAGAAGUGAAUUCUGAGCCAUCACCUGCCCUUUGUCAGCCUGUGGAUGAGAGUAAGCUGAGAAGUGUGACGGGGUAUCAUGUAUGCCACUGGUUCCAGGGGACACUCCCCUGCUUUCCUGCAACCUCAGAACGGAAACGGCCAUCGCUCGCCCGGUUACGUCCCUGGGAAGGUGGUUCCCUUACGUCCUGCCCCUCCGCCAAAGAACCACACCUCAGCCAAACUGACCUCCAGGAGCCGGGAAGCCCCAGCAACUUUUGCUUUCUCCUCGGAGGAGCAGCGAACGCCGCCGAGGGAGAACCGAAAGCAGAAGACACACAAGAACACCUUCAUCUGCUUUGCCGUCACCAGCUUUUCCUUUUUUGUGGCACUUGCAGCCAUUUUGGGAAUGUCCUCAAAAUAUGCCCCAGAUGAGAAUUGUCCAGAUCAAAACCCUCGUCUCAGGAACUGGGAUCCAGGACAAGAUUCUUCAAAGCACGUCAUUAUCAAGGACGGAGAUAUGUUCCGCCUGACCUCAGAUGCUACAGUGAACUCUAUAGUCAUUCAGGAUGGAGGACUGCUUGUGUUUGGGGAUGACAAAGAUGGAUCCAGAAACAUAACCUUGAGGACUCGAUACAUCCUGAUCCAGGAUGGUGGGGCGCUUCAUAUUGGAGCAGAAAAAUGCCGCUAUAGAUCCAAAGCGACAAUUACCUUGUAUGGCAAGUCAGAUGAGGGUGAAAGUAUGCCAACAUUUGGCAAAAAGUUUAUUGGCGUGGAGGCUGGUGGGACACUGGAGUUACACGGGGCAUGGAGGACAUCAUGGACGAUGCUGGCGAGGACUCUGCAUUCCUCAGGCUUGCUUUUUGGCUCCUAUGUCUUUGAAAAGGACUUUUCCCGGGGCCUUAAUGUGAGGGUCAUUGACCAAGACACAGCCAGAGUUUUGGAAUAUGAGAAGUUUGAUACCCAUGAGUACCACAAUGAAAGCAGGAGACUUCAGGAAUUUUUGAGAGCUCAGGAUCCCGGGCGGAUUGUUGCUAUUGCUGUUGGAGAUUCAGCAGUGAAGAGCCUGUUACAGGGAACGAUCCAGAUGAUCCAGGACCGGUUGGGAAGUAAGCUGAUUCAAGGGCUGGGCUACAGGCAAGCUUGGGCUUUAGUUGGUGUCAUCGAUGGUGGAAGUUCUUCCUGCAAUGAGUCUGUGAGAAACUAUGAGAACCAUAGUACUGGCGGGAAGGCCCUGGCUCAAGGAGAAUUUUAUACCUUGGAUGGUCAGAAGUUCUCUGUCACAGCCUACAGUGAAUGGAUUGAAGGAAUCUCCCUUUCAGGUUUUCGGGUGGAGAUUGCAGAUGGUGUGAAGCUUCACCUGUUAGAUGACGUCAGCAGUUGGGAAGCUGGAGACCAAAUUGUGGUUGCAAGCACAGACUACUCCAUGUACCAAGCAGAGGAGUUUACCCUCCUCCCCUGCCCUGAGUGCAGCCGUUUCCAGGUCAAGGUUAAAGAGACCCCCCAGUACCUGCAUGUCGGUGAGAUCAUAGACGGGAUAGACAUGAGAGCUGAGAUUGGAAUUCUCACCCGGAACAUUGUGAUCCAAGGAGAAAUGGAGGACUCAUGCUAUGCUGAAAAUCAAUGCCAGUUCUUCGAUUAUGACACUUUCGGGGGACAUGUCAUGAUAGAGAAGAACUUUACUUCAGUCCAUCUUUCCUAUGUGGAACUGAAGCACAUGGGCCAGCAGCAGCUGGGACGCUAUCCUGUGCAUUUUCACUUGUGUGGAGACGUGGACUCUAAAGGAGGCUACAGACAGCCGGCGUCUGUGGAUGGCCUGUCUAUCCAUCACAGCUUCUCACGGUGCAUCACCGUGCAUGGGACCAAUGGCUUGCUAAUCAAAGACACCAUUGGGUUCGACACGCUAGGGCAUUGCUUCUUUCUGGAAGACGGUAUUGAACAGAGAAAUGUCUUGUUCCAUAACCUGGGGCUUCUGACCAAACCAGGCACUCUGCUCCCCACGGACAGGAACAGCUCCAUGUGCACCAUGAUGCGUGAUGGGGUGUUUGGAAACUACGUCCCUGUGCCCACAGCAGACUGUAUGGCCGUUUCCACUUUCUGGAUUGCCCACCCCAACAACCAUCUGAUCAACAAUGCAGCUGCAGGCUCACAGGAUGCUGGAAUAUGGUAUUUAUUCCACAAGGAACCAACUGGGGAAUCCAGUGGGUUGCAGCUCCUGGAGAAACCAGAACUCACUCCACUGGGAAUAUUUUAUAACAACAGGGUUCAUUCCAAUUUUAAGGCUGGUUUAUUUGUUGAUAAAGGCGUCAAAACAACCAACUCCAGUGCCUCCGACCCAAGGGAGUACCUCUGCUUGGAUAACAGUGCAAGGUUUCGGCCUCAUCAGGAUGCAGACCCUGAAAAGCCACGCGUCGCUGCUGUGAUCGAUAGGCUCAUUGCUUUUAAAAACAAUGAUAAUGGUGCCUGGGUCAGGGGAGGAGACAUUAUCGUUCAGAAUUCAGCAUUUGCAGAUAAUGGAAAGGGAUUGACCUUUGCCAGUGAUGGGAGUUUCCCAAGUGAUGAAGGUUCCAGCCAGGAGGUGUCGGAGUCCCUCUUUGUCGGGGAGAGUAGGAAUUACGGCUUUCAGGGUGGCCAAAACAAGUACAUGGGUACAGGGGGAAUAGACCAGAAACCUCGGACGCUACCCAGGAACAGGACAUUCCCAAUUCGAGGCUUUCAAAUUUAUGAUGGACCUAUUCAUCUCACAAAGAGCACUUUCAAAAAGUAUGUGCCAACUCCAGACAGGUACAGCAGUGCAAUUGGCUUCCUCAUGAAGAAUUCUUGGCAGACAACACCCAGGAAUAAUGUUUCCCUUGUGAAGUUCGGUCCACAGGUGUCUCUAAACGUCUUCUUUGGAAAGCCUGGCCCCUGGUUUGAGGACUGUGAGCUGGAUGGUGACAAGAACUCCAUUUUCCAUGACGUCGAUGGCUCUGUGACGGGAUACAAGGAUGCCUAUGUGGGGAGGAUGGACAACUACCUGAUCCGCCAUCCAAGCUGUGUCAGUGUCACUAAGUGGAACGCAGUGGUCUGCAGUGGGACCUAUGCCCAGGUGUAUGUGCAGACAUGGAACACUCCGAAUCUUAGCAUGAUCAUCACACGAGAUGAAUACCCAUCCUACCCAAUGGUGCUUCGGGGUAUCAACCAGAGGGCCAUCUCUCCACAGUACCAGCCUGUCGUCAUGCUGGAAAAGGGCUACACCAUCCACUGGAAUGGUCCAGCGCCACGUACCACUUUCUUAUACCUCGUGAACUUCAACAAGGAUGACUGGAUCCGAGUUGGCCUCUGUUACCCAUCCAACACAAGCUUUCAGGUUACCUUUGGCUUUCUGCAACGACAGAACGGCUCAUUAUCCAGAAUUGAAGAGUACGAGCCUGCGCAGUCAAUGGAAGAGCUGCAGAGGAAGCCAUCAGAGAGAAAAUUCUAUUUUGACUCUGGCACAGGGUUAUUGUUUCUUUAUCUCAGAGCCCAUAGCCACAGAGAUGGUCACAGUUACUGUUCAUCUCAGGGAUGUGAAAGAGUCAAGAUCCAGGCAGCAACAGACUCCAAAGACAUCAGUAACUGCAUGGCCAAAGCAUACCCACAGUAUUACAAGAAGCCCUCGGCAGUCAAGCGCAUGCCAGCCAUGCUCACGGGCCGCUGCCAAGGGUGUGGCACCCAGCAGAUGGUGUUUAGCAGUGACCCUCACAAGAGCUACCUCCCUGUAAGAUUCCAGUCACCUGGUAAAGCAGAAACUCAGCGUGGAGAGCCAUCUCUUAUUUCCGUCAAUGGUACUGACUUUACCUUCCGGAGCACUGGUGUCCUCCUCCUUGUUUUGGAUGCCUGCAGCGUUCCCUUCCGGUUGACGGAAAAGCAGAUGUUCCUUUCUGCAGACAUCAGUCGCAUGGAAGAGUUUUUAAAGGCUAGCAUCCCUCCAAGGUCAAUCGUUCUGUUGAGCACAAGAGGAGAAAUAAAGCAAAUGAACAUCUCGGAUUCAUUAGUUCUUCUGGGACUGGCCAAACCAGCAUACCUUUAUAGCAAAGGAAGUAUUGUAUUUUUGGGAUUCAGCGGAAACUUUAAACCAUCAUGGACUAAGCUGUUCACCAGUCCUGCUGAGCAGGGCCUCGGGGUGCUCGAGCAGUACCUCCCUUUGCAGAUGGAGGACUAUGGGUGCUCCAAGGCCAGCAGUGUCCACAGAAGAGACCUGGAACUGUUACAGCAGGCUUCGAAAGUGCUUUAGAGACAUGACUGUAAUUUAAGUGCUGGGAAAGAAAAAAAAAUGUGAACUAACUUAUUUAAUUUAUGGCAUUUUAAGAUGACACUGUUAACCCGAUGGAACCAUUUUUCUGUUUCAUACAAAAGGGAGAGAGAGAAAGAACUCAACUCAAUUGUUUGAGUGCCAGCUCGUGCACCUUGGCAUUGCACAGAGGGUAAAAAGCCCUUUGUCUUCGUGAGGCUGCUUUGUUUGGAGAGCGGUUCUCAUGCCCCUUGCAUUGAUAAGCCCGUCAGCGGUGCUUUGCUUUCUGUAUAGUGGGAUGCAGGGAGCAUUGAUAAGCCCGUCCGCCAUGCUUUGCUUUCUGUAUGGUGGGAUGCAGGGAGGCCUUCAGGAACUUCCUCGGGCUCCUGAGAGGACUGGCUGCUGCAGCAUUUCGGAAACUUGAAGUCUAAUGCGCAGUUAUGCAGCCAGCUCCAGUGGCUGACCUGUUCAGUGAUACCUGGGGCUCACUUCCGGAAAGCCUCUGAGGGUUUUAUGUGAUGCCAGAUAUGGUUUUAAGUGGCGACUCAGGCCCAGCACAUGCCCUUUUUUGCCUGGACAUGUGCUCUUUUUAUUCACUUGUAUAUUGAUUACUUUUGAGGGUUCACCUUUCAAAGAGGGAACCAAAUUGGGACAAAAGGGCUUUUGAAAUCUUUUUGAUCUGUGACUAUUGAGAAAAACAAAACAAACAAACAAACAAAACUAGUUACUUUCACCAGGUUUGAAGUUGGUGGGACCCUUUGAAGCUUUAAUCCUUAUCCUGUCUUGACUGAAUAUUUGUAUUUAAAAGGCAGAGCUGAAGUGAAUUACUUUUCUUGAAAAGAAACAAGCCACUUCCCCAAAUGUAAACUCUUGUCAUUUUAACCUACAAAAGGGAGCCAGGUGUGGUGGCGCAUGCCUUUAAUCCCAGUACUCCAGAAGCUGAUGGAUCUCUGUGAAUUUGAGGCCAGCCUGAUCUACAUAGUGAGUUCUAGGCCAGCCACAGCAAUGUAGAGAAACCAUGUCUCAAAAACUAAACAAACAAAACAAAACGAAAACCACCCCACUGAAACAUAUUAACUUGCAAAAGGAAACUUGUCCUUGGCUUUGACCCUGUACCUGUGUUUUGUGUUUGUUUUGGUGUGUGUAUUUUUUUUUUUAAACUUCUCUGCUCAUUUUCCUACCAGAGAAUCCUAGAGAGCUUACUGCUUGCUACUCCAUAAAUUCAAGGGGAAGAAGGAGACACCUUUAUAGGCCAGAAUCAUGGAGGCAACAGACAUGAACCUCUUUGUAGCCUUUAAAAGAAGGAGUCUUUGUUAGUGAAUGUAGUUGUCAAAGACAAGAAGAAAGGACGCCGUGACGUGACGCCCAGUGCUCCUUCUAUUGUGCUUUCCUCCAGCCAGUGGGGACACAUGGCAAAGGAGGCUGGCUCUGCAGACAGGAGGGAAGAUGCAUCCGAGUGUUGGUGGGUGGCUGGAAAGCCAGGCAUGUCCAGUCCGACAUCAGCAGUGAACACAGACCAGGUCAUCUUCCCCUGUGGAGGGCCAGACUGAUGCCUGUACUUUGUGUCCAGGAGACAUUCUAGAACAGUUCUGUGACCUGUGUCACAGAACAUGCUACCUCAGAGUGCUGUGACAAACCAUGCCGACUGUGAGUGCUCCCAGGUCGGGCAUGUAUCUUAAUCGAAGUUUGGUUAUUUGUUUAUUUGGGGUUUUUUUGGAUGUGGGUUUUUUUGUUUUUUCUUUCUUAACUAUUAAAUAUAUUUAGUGGGUCAUGGUUCCUGAAGGUGAUUUGAAUUGAUUGUGCGUGGGUAUGUGUAUGUGUGUAUGUAUUAAAUGUAUUUGAUGUGUGCUUUCUUGAGUUCUGGGGUUUUUGUGUUGUUGUUUUAUUUUUAAUAUUUGGAGAGGUAUGCAGUGUCAAAGGCACUCAGUUUUUCUGAUUAUGUACUAAUAAUUAGGGCCUAAAUUAAAUAAAUAAAAGUAUGUGUGCAUGUA
Molecule: messenger RNA, 6689 nt
Organism: Meriones unguiculatus (Mongolian gerbil)
Lineage: Eukaryota; Metazoa; Chordata; Mammalia; Rodentia; Muridae
Gene: Cemip2
Product: cell migration inducing hyaluronidase 2
Exons: 25
Coding region: 547-4701 (1384 amino acids)
Source: RefSeq, a predicted model, not a curated record